Molecule: messenger RNA, 4278 nt
Organism: Exophiala dermatitidis NIH/UT8656
Lineage: Eukaryota; Fungi; Ascomycota; Eurotiomycetes; Chaetothyriales; Herpotrichiellaceae
Product: DNA-directed RNA polymerase
Exons: 1
Coding region: 1-4278 (1425 amino acids)
Biological process (GO): mitochondrial transcription
Cellular component (GO): mitochondrial DNA-directed RNA polymerase complex
Molecular function (GO): mitochondrial promoter sequence-specific DNA binding; DNA-directed RNA polymerase activity
Source: RefSeq, a predicted model, not a curated record
AUGCUCACGCGAGCUGCCCGGCGAAGGCAUGCGCUCGCCUAUUUCCAACAAGCCGCAGAAAGACUUCAAUUACCAUGGUUGUGCCCUGCUCUCGCACAGCAGCAUUAUACUCCUCAUCAACAACGGUCGAUAGUAUCUCGGCCGUCGAUAUCUCGUUCGAAAACAUUACCUGCACGCAUAACUCAGGCCCGACAUCUCGCCUCUCCAGCGGCCGGUCCGGAGACCUUCGAUCGCAGCGAUGAUUACAUCCCCUUCGUUUAUGGCCAUGCAGAAUACCCUACCUCUGACCCAUCCACACGACAUGCCGCCGGAGAUUUGUCGCCGUUCGAUCUAUCCCAAAUCCUUAUGCUCGAAGGCGCCACCGACCUCCCGCCCGACUACGACGACUCUAGUCAUGCCACAUACAGUAGCUCAAGAAAAAACGCAGAUGAAAUUGAGGCUACGCUGGACGCCUGUCUCCAAGUGCAUCGCUGGGAUCGAGCAUUCACGCUGUUAUCACAAUUAUCUCUCUGCUGCCAAAAUAAUCCCAACCGACUGGUGACCUCCUUCAACCGGGUGCUCGCAGCGAUGGUCGACGAUCUCCUUCGAAACCGGAACUACGAGCAUGAAGCCCACAUCAAUAAUUGGAUCGAAGUGCACAUGCGAAAAGCAGGAGUGGAGCCGGAUGCGCACACUUUUGCACUGAAAAUAAAAGUGGCAUUGGAUUCGCUGGUUGGCUCCAAACGUGAUCGAACCGUACGGCGCUACUGGGAAAUGACUCAACGAUACGGACUUGAGAGCAGGGUGCUCGGCUUAAGGGAGAUACUCGAUGAUCGCGAUUUGGGAAGACUCUCUCAAAUAUGUCCUCUGGAAGUGAAGACUUUUGAAGCUGAAGACCCCUCCCGCAGUUCAUCGACAAACCCCUCCUCGCCCUCUGUCACAAAGGAGCAGUUUCAUGUCCGGGAAACGGAGCAGAAAGGUCUAGGAUUGACAUCGCUCCGACAAUCGCUAUCGAUUUUUUCCGACCAGAUGGACACGCAGGUCGAUAUGGAUCUACAUGAGGACCCGGCGACGGCGAGACAGCGCAAAUUGGAAAGAGAUGCUAUACAAUCUGCAUUGCAGCGGUGGAAGACAGAAUACCAGAAGAGGGCCAGGUCCGGGAUUACGGGUGAUCUGGCACACGGGAAAAUCGGUGCGCUGCUUUGGCAAUGGCAUGAAAUUCUCGCGGAAAAAAUCACCAACGAGAUCAAGCUGGCUAGGGAGGAGGAUGCGACGCCGGGCAAGAAAACAGCACAACAGAAGUUGCGGGCGGAAUGUUCACCUUUCUUAGAGCUUCUGCCCGCGGAAAGACUGGCCGCUGUUACUUCGGUUGCCCUGAUGCAGAUCAUGAGCAAGGUUGGGGCUUCAAAGCAAGCAAAGUUGGUUAGACUGGUCACCGAACUUGGUCAGGCCAUCGAAACCGAAUACGACGCAACCCAAGUGGCACAGAAACGAAAUGCAAUGCUGAAAGCCAAAGAGAAGUUGGCCGAGACCGCUCCCGGAGCGCCUUUGAAGUGGGAUGAGACGCUGGACAAUACUUUGCACCGACGGUCCUCGCACCACGCCGCCACACCUUAUGCGUACAAGAAGAACUGGUCAAAAACCAUCCAUGCAAAGUUGGGUUCUGUGCUUUGUGAACUUAUGUUCGACACAGCCAAGAUUAUGAUUACACGCGAGGACAAGACUACUGGCAAAAAGGUCUCCAUCGCUCAGCCAGUCUUUAUCCAUUCUACCAGUUACCAAAAUGGCCGAAGAGUUGGCACGGUGUCGUUACAUGAAGAUUUCGUCAAAAUCCUUGUUUCCGAACCAGCUGAGCACCUUAUUGCAAAACAGUUACCCAUGGUAUGCCCUCCAAGGCCGUGGAAGGGUUUCUACGAUGGCGGAUUCCUAGAGUCCUCUCAACCUUUCUUGCGAGUCAAGUAUAAUGAAACGUCUCAAAAGGACUAUGGCGUGGCCGCAGCUGAAAGAGGCGACCUUGACCAGCUCUUUGCUGGAGUCGAUAUUCUUGGCAAGACUGGUUGGCGGAUCAAUAAACAGGUCUUCUCAGUGAUGCUCGAAGCGUGGAAUAGUGGAGAAGAAAUCGCCAAUCUGCCACCCUUGAACAAACAGUACCCUGAGGUCGAAAGGCCUGCUGAGAAUGCGCCUCCCAAGGAGCGCUGGAACUGGUUUCUCAAAAUGCGCAUGAUUGACAACGAAAGGAGUGGCAUCCAUUCCAACCGCUGUUUCCAGAACUUUCAGAUGGAGAUUGCAAAGGCCUAUCUGGACGAGACGUUUUAUCUCCCUCACAACGUCGACUUCCGUGGUCGAGCGUAUCCGAUCCCUCCAUAUCUUAACCAGAUGGGUGCCGACAACGCCCGGGGUCUUUUGUUAUUUGACAGAGGCCGCGAACUCGGCGCCGACGGUUUGCGCUGGCUGAAAAUCCACCUGGCCAAUGUGUACGGUUAUGACAAGGCCAGUUUGUCUGACCGUGCUCAGUUCCCCAUGGAUCACAUUGAUGAUGUCUAUGACUCAGUACAAAAUCCCCUGAAGGGCAGGCGAUGGUGGUUGACUGCCGAAGACCCUUGGCAAUGUCUUGCGACUUGUUAUGAGCUCGCCAACGCUCUUGAUUCGCCUGAUCCGACAAAAUAUGUGUCCCGGCUUCCGAUCCAUCAAGAUGGUUCUUGCAACGGAUUACAACACUACGCUGCUCUUGGAGGUGACAUUGCAGGAGCACGGCAAGUUAACUUGGAACCCGGUGACAAACCGGCAGAUGUGUACACUGGUGUCUGUGAGUUGGUCAAGGCUGACAUCAAGGAAGAUGCGGCCAAGGGCGACGCUCUGGCCAAAAUGCUGGACGGCAGAAUCACCAGAAAAGUGGUCAAACAGACAGUUAUGACCAAUGUUUACGGUGUCACUUUUCUAGGUGCUGUGCGACAGGUCCGUAAACAGGUUGACGCCUUGAUUCCUGAGGUAGUUGAGGCUCGGCUUUCCGGGAAAGCGUCAUCCUACAUUGCGCGAAAGAUCUUCAAGGGACUUGGCGCUUUGUUUACUGGGGCACAUGAAAUCCAGUACUGGCUUGGAGAUUGUGCCAACCGCAUCAGUUCAUCAAUCUCUCCGGCUCAACAGGACCGGAUGUACCAGAAAGAGUACGGUGUUCAAACGGAGCCCAAAGAGCGACCUCAAUCCCGACGGAAGAAGGCCAAGAGUAAGGAGAUCCUCGAGUCGGGCAGAUUUCUAUCGACUGUCGUCUGGACGACUCCUCUGAAACUUCCGGUCGUUCAACCUUACCGCGUCAACAAGGGGAUGAAGAUCCAAACCAACCUCCAAAACAUCACUCUGGCCCAACCCAGUGUAGCCGAUUCAGUCAACAAACGGAAGCAGUUACAAGCAUUCCCUCCUAAUUUCAUCCACUCUCUCGACGCGACGCAUAUGAUUUUGUCCGCCCUCAAGGCCAACGAGCUCGGUCUCACCUUUUCCGCGGUCCACGACAGUUUUUGGACUCACGCUGCUGACGUCAGUACCCUCAGCGGUCUGUUACGGGAUGCUUUCAUCCGGAUGCACAGCGAAGACAUCAUUGGACGACUUGCGGCCGAAUUUAAGAUGCGGUACGAAGGCCAUUUCUAUCUUGCCCAGGUCAACAAGUCCAACCCUCUAGGGAAGGCCAUCCUUGCGUAUCGCAAGAGGAUGGUGGAAGAGGGCGUCUUCCAAGCAGGCAAAGGAACCAAAGGCAUUCAACAACGAAGACAUGCCGAGCUCUUGCGAGAGAUUCGGAAGAAGAAAUUGAUGGCAAGCCAAGACCCCAAAGAGAGGGAGGAAGGCGAGAAGAUGGAGACGGCUGCGUCUCUGUUCGAACAAUACGAUGGAGAGAAAUACUUGUUCCAUCGCGACUCUCUGGGCGAAACGGCAAUUGGGGCCGUGCCCGAGCAGGCCAAGGAGGAGACUGUGGUUGAAGCCAUCAACGCAGCUGGGGUGUCCGAUGAUGUUGAUUUGAUCAGCACGCUUGACCCCCUGCGCGAAUCCGUUGCCAACGAGGAUGAAGAUUUGGUGGUCACCUCAUCAUCAUCGUCAACAAUCGCAAGUGAAAUUGACGCGGUUGCUGCUGUUGGUGAAGAGGAAGUCGAAGUCAAUGCCUUUGGACAAAAGGUGGGCAAGAAGAAGCCCGCGAAAAAGAGUCUCAACAAUCAAGUCUGGCUCUGGCUGCCGCUCAAGUUCCGACCCGUUCCGAAGAAGGGCGACUUUGACGUUCGACGGUUGAAGGACAGCACGUACUUCUUUUCAUGA